UGUACAUUCAACUCCACAUUGAAUGCUCCUCUGUCGCCUGUGGAACAUAACUUCUCCAGUCCCUCCUUGCCUUUUGGCUAUCGCUUAAACACAACUUGUGGGUGGUACAUCACGGCGCCUGAAAACCACACCGUGGUACUGCGUCUCACGUACAAACUCUACUUGGACAGUGUAGAGAUUUAUGAUGUAGAGGGCUCUGUGAUCAGCCUCAUCGCCCGUUUCACUGCACGUCUACCCUUACGUUCUGAAUCAACUACUAUAUAUUCCAAGUAUCGCCGUUUGUACAUCGUGUUCGAAAGUAAAGUUAAAACGACUGACGUAGAGGAAGAAUUUUAUGCAUCGUAUUCUGCUAUCUCUCUAGGUAUGUAUACAGAGCAAUUUUAUUUUUGAGGAACUUUGAAUGGGGGAUGGGUGGAUAAAAAGGGAGGGCGUGGUCGUUGGGGCUGCUCCUGGCAAACCUUAUGGAACGUAAAGAGGGUAGGUUUUUAAAGAAACUUUGGUGCUGCGUCAGUGGGGGAUAAAAUAAGAUAAUUUGGUCGUAUCAACUGAGGUGAUAGUGUAAAUUGCCUACUGUAGAAAGUUUCUGAAGCUGACAUUUCGAGCGACGGAUGGCUUACGCUUGAAAUUUCAGCUUUAGAAACUCUUUACGGUGGUUAAUCUACUUCAUUAACUUAGUUGAUUAAACCAAAUUAUCCUGUGGAUCGUAACCUCGAUACAGUUGCAUUAAAGCGUUAUCCCAGUAUAUGGAAGGUGUUUAGGACCAAGAGAAUAUUAAUUUUAGAGACUAGUCCCUCAUAAAGACCUUGCUGCGAUGGUUGCUCUUACAUGCGUAAAAUUACUUCAAAAUGUCUGACUGCGCACGCGUCUGGUCGUCUUCUCUUUAAGGGGAAUGAUGUUCCGGAAACCACAUAAUUUUUAUCGCCACCAUUGAAAAGUUGAUAUAGAAUCAUGCCAAUGACCGAGUUUUGAAAGUACAGAAUGUCGCCUAACCUUUUCCAAACAGUCUACAAAGACAUUAGAAAUUGGGCUAUGGGCGCCGCCAUUUUGUAUUUUGCUUAGCAAUGUGGCCGCUUACCUGUGACGUAAUAAUUUUUUUCUAUACACUCUGACAAGGUGGCGAUGAGACAUUAUCAGUUUCAGUCUAUUUCAUAUUUCUCAUUGAAAGUAGACUCAUGUGAGGUAGUCUUCUGGCUUGUUCCUCACUUGAUCUCAGGAAACGUAUCUCUUGAAAGGUCUAUGUAGCCAUUCUGGUAUCUUGUCGAUUCAAUCUAACGUUAUUUAUCUUACGUAUUUUAAGAGGUAGAUAGCCCUUCUUAUUUUUUUCUAAACAUACUCUUUCAUAAACCUUCAGCACAACAGGUAUCGCUUUCGUGAGAAGCAGUUCAACCCAGGUGAACGAAUUUUUUAUGAUAUUCUUUCCAUCAUUAUAUCUGUAGCUCACGCCUGUUCAUCGAUGAACUCCUUGGAUGAAAAUAGGAAUAUUGUGUUGAAGAGUCCUUCGGGUGUCAUAACAACCCCUGGGUAUCCAUCCAGCUACCCGCAGGAAUUGAUGAAACAGUGUUUCUGGAAAAUACUAGCGCCUGUUGGAAAUGUUGUACGAGUGGAUUUCCUAUCCUUCCGGCUUCCGUCUUCUAGAACAUGUUUGACUAUUUUCUUUGCAAUAAAUAAAAGAAAUCCAACGCAAACGCUUCUCUGUGGACUAAAAGCAUCGUUUCUACUUUACUCAAUGACAAACGAGAUUGGUAUUGAAGGUCCGCAGUCGUAUGGCUUUAACCCCGGACGUGGUGGAUUCAAUGCGAACUACACGACCAUACCAGCAGGUGAGAACGAAGGUUGGAAUGUCGCGCAAUAUGUAAUGUGUGAAGGAAGAAACUUAUUGUGACUCAAAACGCUUCCCAAGCGCUGACUUUGUAGGAAAACCAGGGCGGCGGCGACAUCUAGACCGUGUUGAAGCAAAGGAUUUCAUCAAAUGAGCACAACAAAAGCUCUGCACGUGCGUUAAAAACUUAGUACUUUAAAGAGGUUGGUUUCAGCCAAACAUUAGCGUGACAAAACCAAUUUUACCGCAUUAUAAGAACGAGAACCCCAACAACAAAUGUUUUAUGUCUUAAGCAACUUAGGACCUGACGACCUCAUGAUGUUUUAAUCAGUUGUAAAAACGGUUGCGAUUAUUCAUCAUUUUGGGUACUUUAGUAACGAAGCUUUAUCCGCCGUUUUUAAUUGUUUUCUUUUUCCUUUGCAAAAAGACUCGCAGUAGGCAGUUGAAACGUCGCAGUUCACAUUGGAACGGACUACAUUGAGCUACGAGCGAUUAAACUUCGUUAUGGAAAGAACUUUUAACUCCGUCGUUACCUUAGCAUUGGGAAGCGAAAAUCGUCUUUUUAGCCUGUUUUUAUUCCUGUGCGUGUGUAUGCGCAUGUUGCAAUUACAUUUGAGUUCAUCGAGAUGUGGGUGUUAAUUUUGUUUCUUAGUUCUGGUUUCACGGAACCAUUUCCAAUUCUAUAUUUCAUUUGACCUUUACAGCUUCAUCAGGGGUUUGCAUCCCAAGCAACAACAGCACUGUACACAUGGCGGCAGAGGGAAUGACGUUUGCAACUCCUGGCUUCCCUCUCUAUCCUGGAAAAGGCCGAUGUAACUGGAAUAUAUCCGUACCCGAAGGGAAUUUAAUAAAACUAACGUUUCUGUCGUUAUCAACGCGUUGUAAUAACAGUUAUGUGGAGAUUUUUGAUACGACAAAUUCCACAUGGAUCCCCCUCAGAAAAUUCUGCGAUGUAACUUCUGGUGACUUUGAAGUGUACUCGCAAGGAAGCAGUCUACUUGUUACGCAUGUAAAUCUCCUGAAUACCUCAGCUUCCGCAGGGUUUUUGGCGACAUACGAAACCGUUAAGGCAAUCCCUGCUACAUACGCUUGUGGUAAAUCGGGCAUUUAUGGCAUUCCAACCAAAUUACGAGGCACUUAUGGUGAAUUUGCUAGUUACCAGUUCCCUCGUUCUUACUCCAAUGAUGUCAAAUGCUCCUGGAUUAUUCAAGUUCCAGUUGGAUUUCUCGUGAAUUUGACUUUUCAUACGUUUAAGCUUCAGGAAUCCUCAGGCUGUUCUGCAGACCACGUCGAGAUCAAACAAGGGAAAUCAGUUUGGUCAGUUACUGAGUUACUUGGAAGAUUUUGCGGCUCAUUAAUACCCAGAGUUAUUCAGUCCAACCGUUCUACAGUAAGAGUGAACUUUGUGGCAGACAGCUCAGGAAGAUACCCAGGAUUCCAUGCAAGCUUUAAAGCAGUUCCUGAUCGUAAGUAGAGUACACUUUUGAUCAGGUGUCCAAAUUAAUUCAGCUUUGCUUUAAUGUUACUUUAAAACUUUGGUCUGAAAAUUUCAUGCAAACCAAAACAAAUCGUAACUUGGUCACUCGCGAAUCAAACGAAACAAUUGUAUGCAGAGUGAUGUAAGCGGAAGUUUCUGUUAAAUAAUGCUUCUUUCAUGUUCAUUGUAUGCUAUAUUUACGCGAUUUCUUUUAAACACCUUUUUCAUUGAUAUCUAAGGUUAUGAAAGCAAAAAAUCUCAACAAAACUAUUCCUGAUUCAAUACACUUUUUCCAGCGUUGAUUGCCCCUCUCGCUAAGAGCGGUCCUCUCGACUUCCCGUCAGAAAAAAGUUUUCUUUUAUUGUUUGCCCAUGAAAAGGGUUUACAAAACAUUUUUCAAAAAUAGUAUAGUUGUUCUCCAAAUCUCUAUUUUUGCGUUGCCACAAGCCAAAAAAGUUUUUUUUGGAGAGACCACACUUGUGGACAGCGAUUAAAAGUGUAAAUUUCACAGAUUUUGUCCAGCGCGCACUGCAAUAAUAUAGCUCACGAAAUUCUAUCUUGCUACAAGUUACAAGAUUUAUUCAGUUGCUUCACAGACAAAAUAUGGAAACUUCUUUUCUAUAUCACCAAUUUGUGCGAAAAAAGUGUCCAAAUGCAGGCGUUAAUCGGGCUAAUAAAGCAUAUCAGUGUAUAGUUUAACACCAAUGAGAUCAUCGAUUGCCUCAAACCCGCGGAUAUAUCUCUAGUUUCCAUGCACCAACAUAAUAAUAAUAAUAAUAAUAAUAAAGGGUUUAUUAAAAGUAUUCAAAAAUAGCACCCCAGUGGUGAAAUACAUGUGAAUUUACAAGUAUACUUUAAAUAUUUAAAAAAUACGACAAUCUUACAUUUGACUUUAAAAUUAAAAGUCUAAGGGGACUGGGAAUUACAAGAGUCAGUAGUUAUAUACCAAUAAAAAACGCUUAGGUUUGCUUGACUACAAGAACUGGGCGUUAGACGCCAUUGUUGGAAAGAAAGAUUUUUUAAAUCUUUCGGUCCGGCAUUUAAAGAGUGAUGGUUGAGAGGGGACUGGGGUCUAAUGGCGGACACACGCACCGUCAUUAGGCUCUUCGUAUUUCUUAUUCUUCUAGCCCAUCUAGCGGAGCCUAGGUUCACCAGCUUGAUUUACAGGACGGCUAAAGUUACUAACCUGCCAGUCGGACCAUCUCUCAAACUGGAACUGGUUAAAUUUCGCCGGAAACAUCGAGUUAAGUUCGCUGUUCAGAAGACUACUAAACAUGGGCAAGGAAGUGAAGUGCAAGGAACUUGUGAUUUGUUCGCUUAGAACACGGCCAGAUCUUGGCCCUUUGUGCGUCAAUGGACGUCCCUUAGAACGGGUCUCCUCACACAAGGUCCUUGGAGUCACUAUCAGCGACACUCUUGGGUGGAAUGAGCACGUGCGUGAGAUUGUCUCCAAAGCCUCAAAACGUCUUUACAUCUUAAGAGUGCUCAAGCGGUCCGGAAUUCCACCCGAAGACCUUAUUAACAUAUUUUAUGCCUUGGUACGAUCGGUCCUCGAAUACGCCUGCGUCACUUGGUCUACUAGCCUACCAAUUUACCUCAAGGACAUGAUCGAAAGAGUUCAGAAAAAGAGCUCUGCGUAUAUUAUUUCCGGCGCUGAGCUACAAAGACGCCAUUGUGGCUGCAAACUCCACUCGCUUAAAUGUGAGAAGAGACGAACUCUGCAAGAAAGUUUGGGACGGUAUCUGUGUGCCUGGGUCACGGCUGUACCACCUUAUUCCACCAAAGCGCGCCGAUUGCCACGUUUAUGAGUUGCGCAACAAAAACCAUGUAUCACUCUUUAAAUGCCGGACCGAAAGAUUUAAAAAUCUUUCUUUCCAACAAUGGCGUCUAACGCCCAGUUCUUGUAGUCAAGCAAACCUUAGCGUUUUUCAUUGGUAUAUAACUACUGACUCUUGUAAUUCCCAGUCCCCUUAGACUUUUAAUUUUAAAGUCAAAUGUAAGAUUGUCGUAUUUUUUAAAUAUUUAAAGUAUACUUGUAAAUUCACAUGUAUUUCACCACUGGGGUGCUAUUUUUGAAUACUUUUAAUAAACCCUUUAUAAAAAAAGGCUUAUGAACAAACACAGCGGCCAAACGUGGGACAUGCGCAAGGGUAUCAAUUUUGCCCGCCCGCGCUCCCAUUUCCCGCGAAAAAUUUCAAAGGAAAACAUAUGAAAGAACCGCUGUCUCGCAAAAAGCGAAAUAAAAUUUGAAACUUUCAUUGAAAUCUGUAAAUGGAAACAAAAGUAAAGAAAAGGAAAACUCAAGACUUUUCAAACACAAGGCUGAUUCAAGAUACCCUGUUGAUUUACUACUCUGUUUUGAGCUUUACCAAAAACGUUGUAUGCUUAAUUUUAAAACACCGUGACUUAUUGGCUUGAAUGGUGUGUGGUGUUACUCGUGUUAGACCUGGUCAUUGCGUUUGCACAUGCGCAGACGUUCGACCAAUGUGUUCUAGGAUCAAGAGAAAAUAAACCAAAAUGGUUAAAGCUCUCUUUUAUCAUUUCAGCCGCCAUGGGCCCAUGUAAAACUCAAGGAAUAAAUAACGUCAUCCCUCUUAACGGGAAAACUGGAAGAUUAUUUUCCCCGCUGUAUCCGGAGACAUUUCCUAACAACAUGACGUGCACGUGGAUCAUAACGGUCCCCGAAGGCCAUUUUGUCAAGUUGAGGAUAACCUCUUUUUUCCUGGCACAUAUUUGUAAGCAGACGACUUUGGAAAUUCGAGAUGGCCAGAAAUCCUCCAGUGACUUACUUGGGAAUUUUUGCGGGAGCUCCUUUGAAAGAUCGGUAUUCUCCAGCGUUCGUCAUCUCUGGAUUCGGUUCCAUUCUGACAAAGAUGAAUUGUUGUACGGGACGGGAUUCAAUGCUUUCUUCGAGAUGGUCGGCCAAUGUAAGUUUUUUUUUUUAUAUUGUUGUUGUAAUUGAAUGAGAGGUAACCAUGGUAAGAGAAAAUGAAUAAGCCACUGUCCAUCCUCAAGAUCGAAAGAAAACGUAUCCGAAUCGCGAUUUCAACUCUUUUAAGGGUACACGGAAUAAUCCAAGUUUCUAAAGGUAACGUGCGCUUCAAAAACCGGGAAAAAUUUUGCUAUCUCCGCCACAGAAAAGUAUAUAUAAAAUCAUGACCCCCAACAGCUUUUUGAGAUUCCUUAGAGCAAACUUACGUGGAGAAAAUUGUCUUUUUCUCGGUUUUUUUUAUUGUGGAUGCCGCCAUUCUUAAUCUUGGUUAACAAACUGGCCACUGUCUUACGACGUUACAAAUCUAAGAACUCUAAAAAACGCAGGCUGGACACAAUUGAUUUUUUCUCUUUAGCGACAACCACAGUUGAAGCCGUUUAUUAACUUCGCAUUGUAGAUUUAAGUUUGAUGACUUCUUUUCAAACUGAAGGCAUUUUUACUGAAAGCAUUUUUCACUUUAAAAAGUCAAAUUUACAUAAUUCUAUGUCUUCAUCUCGUUUUCUUGUAGUACCAGCUCCGUUUUCCUGCACAGCGAAGGACUUAAACAUCAAAUUGAAGUCUAAGACAGGAACUCUGGCCAGUUAUAACUACCCUCUGCCGUCUGACGACCCUGUAGAAUGCGUCUGGUCUAUCAGUGUAGACAGUAAUUCUAAAAUUAUAUUGUCUUUCGAGUUUUUUAAUGUGUCCCGGACCAGUGACUGUUUUGAGGAUUAUGUAGAGGUGCGAGAUGGAAUGUUCAGCACCAGCGACCUUGUUGGAAGGUACUGUGGAGCAGAGAAACCCUCGAAGAUAACCUCGGAUUCUCGGAACUUGCGUGUGGCUUUUAAAUCGAGUGGCAAGUUGAAAUAUCCUGGGUUCAAAGCCACCUACAAAAUAAAAAAGGGUAGGUGAAUAUCCUGAGAUCAAUUUGGAAUAGGAAAGGCAGGAAAGAUAUUAAAUGUGUGUGCACGGAUAGCUUUGCACGUGCAUCACGAUUUUUAGCGCGUUGUUUGUCAUCAGCAUCAGUUAGUGCUACAUAAUGUGCCGCUGGGAAGAAGCUUUCUUUUGGCGUAGGAGCGUGUGGUUAUUGUCACGUGCCUGUGCGGGUAUUUGCGUGUUUUGUGCGUGUUGCGUGAAAGAAUGAUUGCAUGAGCCAACGGAUUUUGCUAUCAUACGGCGAACAAGUCUGUAAUUUACGUUCAUCGACAAAGCAGACUUAUGGUGCAACCUUUCAAAGCUCAUAGGAUGCUCUGGUGACGUAAAUUGCUUUCACGCUCCUUUGCUGUUCUAGCUAACUAUUUUUUUCACUUUUUCCUCUUUCCUUUUAGAUCAAACCCUUAAAAUUCUUAAGAUCGUCGGGAUUUGUCUUGGAGCACUGUCUUUGCUGUGCACUAUAGUUGCCGGUUCUUGCCGUUAUUGCAAUAUGAGGCAUAACCAAGGGCGACCCGAAGUCGUUUUAGCUAUGCAAGGCACAGACAACGCUGGAGCUGAUGGGGAAGGUAUCAGGAACCAAACAGGCAGUUCAUGA
Pocillopora meandrina is the source of this 7795-nucleotide messenger RNA. Lineage: Eukaryota; Metazoa; Cnidaria; Anthozoa; Scleractinia; Pocilloporidae. The record is from the annotation of a GenBank genome assembly.